This is a messenger RNA of Aaosphaeria arxii CBS 175.79, 1272 nucleotides long. RefSeq names its product ferrochelatase mitochondrial precursor. The record is from RefSeq and is a predicted model, not a curated record. Bases 1 to 1272 code for a protein of 423 amino acids. The transcript has 2 exons. Gene Ontology annotation, molecular function: protoporphyrin ferrochelatase activity. NCBI's taxonomy places the organism in Eukaryota, Fungi, Ascomycota, Dothideomycetes, Pleosporales. Gene Ontology annotation, biological process: heme biosynthetic process.
AUGUCUUUGCGCAUCCCAUUAGCCCGCGCUGGGAAGCGUGCGACGGCAUCCUACGUACCCGCCACAUCCAUCCUGUCACCAUGGAGAAGACGCAACGCGACUGUUGCUCCGCCCGUCACACAGGAUGCCACAGGAGCUAAAGGGCCCACCGCAAUGGUGUUUAUGAACAUGGGUGGUCCGUCAACGACAGAUGAAGUCGGUGAUUUCUUGAGCAGAUUAUUUGCUGACGCCGACUUGAUCCCUCUUGGCCGGCUUCAGAAUUAUAUUGGACCUUACAUUGCACGACGGAGAACGCCCAAGAUCGAGAAGCAGUAUGCAGAGAUUGGCGGUGGCUCGCCUAUCCGGAAGUGGUCCGAAUUCCAAGCUGCAGAGAUGUGCAAGAUCCUCGACAAAACAUCACCAGAGACUGCACCCCAUAAACCCUACGUCGCUUUCCGCUACGCAAACCCACUCACCGAAGAUAUGUACAAAAGACUUUUGGAGGAUGGAUUUGGAGGUGGAAAGGGUGGCAGAGCUGUCGCGUUUACACAAUAUCCCCAAUACUCGUGCUCCACCACAGGAUCCUCGCUCAACGAACUAUGGAAAUGGAGGCAAAGGUUGGAAGGAAAGCGCGCAACAGGAGAAGUUGAUCCUGAGGGCGCAAUUCAGUGGAGUGUCAUAGAUCGAUGGCCAGUUCAUUCAGGACUCGUGGAGGCAUUUGCGCAGAACAUUGAGAAGACACUCGCAGAAUAUCCCCCCGAAAGAAGAGAUGAUGUCGUCCUUCUAUUCUCUGCACACAGUUUACCGAUGUCGGUCGUCAAUCGUGGUGAUCCUUACCCCGCCGAAGUUGCUGCGACCGUCUACGCAGUUAUGCAGCGCCUUGGUAUGAAGCACCAAUAUCGACUCGUAUGGCAAUCGCAGGUCGGCCCACAGCCAUGGCUCGGUGCGCAAACUUCAGAUACCGUCAAGUCCCUGAUGAAGAAAGGCCAAACAGACAUGAUUCUCAUUCCGAUUGCAUUUACGAGCGAUCAUAUCGAGACAUUAUAUGAAUUGGACAAGGAGGUUAUAGGAGAGGACGCUGAGGGACACGAAGGUGUAAAACGCGUGGAAAGUUUGAACGGCAAUCCGGUCUUUAUUCAAGCUCUCGCAGAUCUUGCUAAGGAUCAUCUUCAAAGCGGAAUUGCAUGCAGCCCGCAAAUGACGUUGCGAUGUCCAGGCUGUGUAAGUGAACGCUGUCUUGCUCAGAAGGAAUUCUUCGCUGGCCAGACGAAACGUUUACCCGCCGUUGCAUAG